Marchantia polymorpha subsp. ruderalis is the source of this 3232-nucleotide messenger RNA. The record is from the annotation of a GenBank genome assembly. NCBI's taxonomy places the organism in Eukaryota, Viridiplantae, Streptophyta, Marchantiopsida, Marchantiales, Marchantiaceae.
GUUGGUGCGCCCGGACGACGUCGUCCCUCGUUCCACAUGCAUCCAGUUCCAAGUAACCUUCACCAUAGUCAUGCCAGGCGCGAGUUUCCAAUGUACCGAGUGAGCGAUCGUACUGCAGUUUAGGCCAUUCGCCUGCACCACGUACGCCGAUCAACCACCAACGCGGUAAAGGAAGAGAAACGAAAGAGACGUCCGCCAGUGGCAUGCACUGGCGCUGGCUGCACUGCAGCGGAGAGGAGAGGAGCGCAGGAUUCAAAAAGAUUCGCCCCCGCAACGAUCGUACGCCGAAAGCAUGGCAGACGAAGGCGCCGCGGGCAGGCGGACGGCCUGACUCAGCUUGAACGCGCCUUUACUCGUCAUCAAGAGGAGCAUGGGCUUUUCUCACGCACGAAAAGAAGUUUGGAGGAGUCUCGUGGAGCGGGCUUUAUUUGAUUGCCCCGAAUUCGAGGAGAACGUAUGAGAUCGAAAUCUCCGACGCGAAGGACGACGACGAGCACGAGGCGCGUUCUUCAUGGGCGGAAGAAGGCGCCGCUGAAUCGGUGUUUGCCGAGGAAGCGUUUCGUCGAUUUCGUGUUCGGCUUUUGGGAAGGUUGUUCUGAUCUGUUGGCUGACGUCAGUGUGGAUUGCGCUCGGAGCUCCGCGAUUCGCUCUGGCGUGUGCGCGCGGCGAGAUGGAAAAGCCGAAUGUGACUGAUUGUAUAAAUGAAGCGGAAUUCUGCUUUCCUCGAUUGUCGUCUGCGCGUUGAAAGCGUGACAUCGUCGGGCAUAAGUCUCGGUUAAUUUGGUACAAGUGUAAACGCCGGCGAAUUGCUGAAUUGAGACGGUUGUGUCGAAUGAACAAACUCUGAUUCCAGAGGUGAAUUAUUCUCGAUUUUUUUACAACGUCGACUCCACCUCGUCGUUGACAAUAUGCCUGCGUCAUUACUCCGAGUUGUCCUCCUCUGGAUGCUGGCGUCUUCGGUAUACUGUGGAGAUACACAGUCCACGUUUUUUGAGGAACUGAAGACUCACAUUGUAAUCAACACGAGCCGGGUCGUCGCUACUCUUGAUGAGACGUUUCUGUGCGCUACUCUUGAUUGGUGGCCAUCGUCGAAAUGUAAUUACGGAUCAUGCCCAUGGGGUCAUGCUGGUUUACUAAAUCUGGAUCUUGGCAACCCGUUAUUGGAACGUACUCUUGCAGGUCUGGCCCCUUUCACAAUAAGAAUUGGGGGAACAUUGCAGGAUCUGGUUGUGUACAAUGUCGGCGAUCAUAUUUCAACUGAACCGUGCCUUCCGUUCGUUUACAAUGCAUCAGCUUUGUUCUCAUACACUGGUGGAUGUUUACCCAUGGAAAAAUGGGAUGCUAUGAAUGAACUCUUCAAGAAGACCGGGGUUUCCGUGGCCUUUGGUCUCAACGCACUCUAUGGUCGUUCAAAAUCCUCGGACUACAAUGUCGUCGGUCCAUGGAAUCCAAGUAAUGCAGCAAACUUCAUCCGAUAUACGCACGAUCGAGCCUAUCCUGUCACAGCUUGGCAGCUUGGAAAUGAGCUGUUGGGAGCUGGCAUUGGCAAAGUGGUAGCUCCAGACCUGUACGCUGCGGACGUUCUCAAGCUGCGAAAUGUUGUCGACGAAAUCUAUCAAGGAGAUACCACGAAGCCCGUUAUCGUUGCACCAGAUUCUUUCUACGACGUGGGGAGCAAGGAAAUUCCGAAAUUUUUAAAGUCUUCGGGACCUAACGUAGUCGAUGUAGUCACAAGACAUAUAUACAACUUGGGUGCAGGGGUAACAGAAACCAAUGAGCUAAUUGGUAGAGUGUUGAGUCGUGUAUACGCGGACAAUGAGGCUGCUAAGUACAAAUCAAUGCAAAGCGUUUUGCAAGAAUACCCUCAAACAACCGCAUGGGUAGGCGAAGCGGGUGGAGCUUAUAACAGUGGUCAUCAUCAAGUCUCCGAUGCCUUUAUUUUCGCCUUCUGGUACCUCGACCAACUCGGUAUGGCAUCAAGAUACAACAACCAAGCGUUCUGCAGGCAGAGCUUCAUUGGAGGCCACUAUGGCCUUGUCGAUGCCAACUUCAAUCCAAAUCCGGAUUACUAUGGAGCCCUGCUGUGGCGCCAAUUCAUGGGAAGAGGAGUUUUAGUUGUCGACGUUAUCAAUGGAACAAAUGAUGUUCGGGCCUACGCUCACUGUCAGAAAGACAAGAAGGGCGGUUUGACACUGCUGGUGCUCAAUUACAGUAAUACUACCAAGCACAACCUGGAUGUGAGUUUACUUGGUUUUUCGACUCCUACAGAACUUCACAACUAUCGAAAGUUGCUGGCGGAUGAGGAGUGUGAAGCAGCCAGUUGUCACAAGAACACCGAAGAUUCUUCAGGCAGUCUACGACUUGAGUAUCAUAUGAGUCCCGCAAAUGGCAUGAUCACUAGCCAGACCGUUUUGCUCAAUGGUCAGCCGUUGCAAAUAACGCCUACUGGACAAUUACCAACAUUGUCGCCCAUAAGUGUUGAUUCCUCCAGCCCCAUCUCUCUAGAUCCACUCACGUACGCAUACGUUGUCAUACCGAAUGCUCACGCCCCUGCCUGUCUUGUCGACUGAAAUCGAAGUGACUGCAAUUGCAACCACUUGAUUGCAGCGAAAGUAUUUUGAGCCAGUUCUGACUAUGGCAACAACGAACCUGACGCCUUUUUAGAGAAACUGCCUGUGGAGGAGGAAAUCCGAUCUUGUGUACUUCUAGAACAGGACUGUGAAUCCUGUCACGGGUCGACAUCGAGAAGGUCAGGAGUGUACAUCUUGGUAAAGAUCUGGGAAUUGCACAGUCCACGCACUGGUAUGACUUCGUCUACCUUCACCAAGCGGCAGAAUAGAAAAACUAACACUAGCUGCGUAUCUACUCAGGUGGGCGGGUCAAGUGCUUGUACAUCUUUCUGGAGAGCAAUGAAGGGAAACUGUAUAAAUCUUAUAUCUGGGUUUCGACGAUCCUUUUUGACUGUGGCUUCGUUCCAGUGACGAACUUUCCUAAAUAGAUACAAUGGCAUGAAUGACUUGUACGUCGGAUCGAAUGAUCCCGUCGAGCUCCUCGCUCGUCCGAAAUGCGCUGCCUCAGAUAGGGAGCGACUCUGCCUCCAAACUCGGUCGCCCACGACAUAUUUAGGGUGCAGUGGUCUCGUGGUUCAGUUCAUGGACAUGACAAUGGCUCCGGCUUCAGCCGUCCGUCAUGAGGGAGGCUUGGAUAAGGGGCAAACCACAGCAACAAACAA